GAGCUCAAGCAGUUUCAGUUCAGCGUCUCGUGCUUCUCUCGACCCACCAUCAUCGCCCACACCCAGCUGCGGCGGCGACAACCAGUUGCACUUUCCCGGAGAUUCUAGCAGUUCCGUUUAACGAAGAAAUCGGUUGAGGUAGGAAUAGUUAGGAAUGACUUAGUGAAGAGGUAAUAAAAAUAAAUGUUAUCAAAAUCGUAGUCGGAUUAGAGCUUUGAGAACUCGGAUAUUUCUAAUUUUAAAGUUGUGUUGUAAAUCUGAAGUACUAAUUCUCCCUUUAUGUGUGUAAUUGCUAUGUUUUAUAAUGGAGGGGGGUUGGCCCACGGUCAGUAAUUCUGAUUACGGGUCUGCGUAUCGUUGGUAAUACACAAGUUAAAUACGUGUCUAUGUGGCGUUAAACGUAUCAGUAGGCUAAAGAAGUUUAUUGCAGAGAUACGUAUAUUAUUAUAAAUGUUUUUACUAAUGUUGUGAGCGAAGCUAAAUAAUUUUAUAAUACGAAAAAUUUUAUUGGCCGGUACUUAACAAAUUACCCAUUUGGCGACAGGUAGCCAUUUAUAAACAGUCUUACAAGACUUAAAAAUGUGUAUAAAUAUUGAAAAUUUAAAAUGCGAUAUUGAUAAUUAAAGUUUGCUAUUUUACCCUAAAAUUAAAGUUGAAAGAUGAAAGAUUGUUCUGACAUUGGACUCGCCAUACUUAAUCUAUUUAAUUGUACCUAAAAUAUCUUUUAUUGGGUCACUUUGUAGUUAUAUCUCCUUAGAAUUACAAUUUCUAGUGAUAUCCGACUUUCGUGCUUAUUUUGUAUACCUAAUUGCAUAUAUUCCUACCACAUUGCUUUUUCACCCUCACUUGGUUAUAAGUAGGCGACUCAAUAACAAUGGUAUAAUUUUAUUAUAUUGAUUAUAGUCAAUUUAUUUGGCCAAAAUAAUCCCUUCUACCACGAACUCGAAGAGUAAUGGUAAUUAACCCCUUUUUUUUUAGUUGACGAUAAUUUUAAACAAAGAGUCGAUUAUGUGAUAUUCUGUCUACAUUUUUUGUAUAAUAGUGACAAUAUUAUUUUUAAUAUACCAUUGUUAUUGGGGAGGAAUAUGAGUUUAUGCAUUUCUUUACUGUAACUGUGAUAUGUUGUAGUAAUUGUGGUCCCACGAGCUUGAUAAUUAAUAAAAAUGCAAACAUAAAAUAGCACAGAUAAUUAAAAUUUGUCAAAUAUUAACGCCGUACAUUCCAAUUUCAAAUUAUGAAAUUGUUUCCAUGUGUUCUCAUUUGUUUUAAGUCUAAUUGGAUAUUUUUUACAUUCGAGUGUCAAAAUCGUUUUCAGAAGCGAGUGACUUGAAUAGCUUCCGUCAAGUGUCUUCCUAAUUGGAUAUUGAUAUGCCUUUAUUAUUUAUGUAUUUAUUUUAACUUAUUGCACUACAUACUACAAGAAACAUAUCAAAUGACGUCAUAGUUUUGUAUGCACAUUUUAGAAAUAUGACAAAGAUUUUUUUCUGCACAUAUUAGUAUUAGUAUUAAUUUUGUAGACACAAGGUUAUUAAUUCUGUAUUUUCUGUUAAAUUAGCAAUUCAUCACAUUGUUAUAUUUGAAUUCUACAAAAUUUUACCCAAGCACUUUACUUAAACAUGCAUACAGCCAAUUUAUAUGUUAGAUGGAAAA
Molecule: messenger RNA, 1650 nt
Organism: Manduca sexta (tobacco hornworm)
Lineage: Eukaryota; Metazoa; Arthropoda; Insecta; Lepidoptera; Sphingidae
Product: breast carcinoma-amplified sequence 3 homolog
Source: RefSeq, a predicted model, not a curated record